AUGAAGACCUUCACUGCAGUUGUGCUUCUAGCAGUCCUGUUUACUUGUGAAGCUGAUGCUGGAAGUUUCAAUUUAUCCGGGUCAUUUGAUCCCGGUUUCACAAUAGGGCGUGGUCGCAUAGAAAGGAGGCAUAGGGUUCGCGCAGAGGAAGUGGAAAAUGGUAUUGAGGACGGAAUCGCUGAUUUAUCAAGUAUAUCUGAGGUAAAACAUUUCAAAAUUCCUGAUGUGUUUUCUCAGGCCCAGUCUACUCGUGAAGAAGAAGAAGAACCAGAGGAUAACGAAGAAGUAGCCCGUCAUCAUCAUCAUGGUAGAGCGCGCCAUAGAGCUCACAGAUAU
Molecule: messenger RNA, 336 nt
Organism: Brenthis ino (lesser marbled fritillary)
Lineage: Eukaryota; Metazoa; Arthropoda; Insecta; Lepidoptera; Nymphalidae
Source: the annotation of a GenBank genome assembly